CGUCACUUCUUGCUUUCGUUGGGAUUCAAACUCACCAUUCUCACUGUGCAUCACUUUCUUCCUUCCUUCUUCGUCUUAUUCUCCAACCCACACUAAAACCUUCCUAUUUUUAUUCUUUUCUCUGUUUUGCUUUCUGCAAACGACGUCGCUUCAGAGGUUCAGCGAUGUCGUACGACUACCUAUUCAAGUACAUCAUCAUCGGCGACACAGGUGUAGGGAAAUCGUGCCUGCUCCUCCAAUUCACUGAUAAGAGGUUCCAACCUGUUCAUGAUCUCACUAUUGGUGUUGAGUUUGGCGCUCGAAUGGUCACCAUCGAUUCUCGACCCAUCAAGCUUCAGAUAUGGGAUACUGCUGGACAAGAGUCUUUUAGAUCCAUCACAAGAUCUUACUAUAGAGGAGCAGCCGGAGCACUCCUAGUUUACGACAUUACAAGGAGAGACACAUUUAAUCAUUUAGCAAGUUGGCUGGAAGAUGCUCGGCAGCAUGCCAAUCCUAACAUGAGCAUCAUGCUCAUAGGGAACAAGUGUGACCUGUCUCAUCGAAGAGCAGUGAGCAAAGAGGAGGGAGAGCAGUUUGCAAAGGAAAAUGGACUUCUGUUUUUGGAGGCUUCUGCUAGGACUGCUCAAAAUGUGGAAGAGGCUUAUAUAAGGACUGCUGCAAAGAUUCUUCAGAAUAUUCAGGAAGGUGUCUUUGAUGUGUCGAAUGAGUCAUCUGGUAUAAAAGUUGGCUAUGGACGUUCCCAAGGUCAAUCAGGAGGCAGAGAUGGAACUGUUUCUGCAAGAGGUGGGUGUUGUAGCUGAUUGAAGGGAAACCAAAUCUGAAUCUAAUCCUUUUUUGCAUCUAUUUCUCCCUUCCCUGUCUUAACUGAAUGUAUACUUAGACUUCUUGACAUGGAACUUUUGGAGUACACUGCAACUUCCUGUAUAGAUCUAAUCUCAAAGGUGUUCUUGGAACAGAUUUCACUGCAUAGUUUUCAGAUCUACUAAAUGUUUAAUGAUUGGCUGUUGUGUUCAAAAUGCCAGUUUCUUAUAGUUUUGUUGUUAUCUGCUACAAUAUUUACAUGUUGUAGCUUUUUAGUAGGUACUACCCAAUGUUCUCCACUCAAUGUUAAUCAUGCAUGAAGUUGUGUGGGUGUCA
Molecule: messenger RNA, 1137 nt
Organism: Vigna unguiculata (cowpea)
Lineage: Eukaryota; Viridiplantae; Streptophyta; Magnoliopsida; Fabales; Fabaceae
Product: ras-related protein RABB1b
Molecular function (GO): GTPase activity; GTP binding
Source: RefSeq, a predicted model, not a curated record